This is a messenger RNA of Punica granatum (pomegranate), 3839 nucleotides long. NCBI's taxonomy places the organism in Eukaryota, Viridiplantae, Streptophyta, Magnoliopsida, Myrtales, Lythraceae. The record is from RefSeq and is a predicted model, not a curated record.
ACCUCAUAAAGUAUACAUAUAUUCCAACAUCCACAAGGUGUGGUGUACUUAUAACAAACUGCUCUCCAUGCAGGAGGAUUAUACUUAAAAUUAUGGAGUUCAAAAUUCGCUAGGAAUACAUUAUGACUAAGGCCAAACAGAUGCGUAAAUAAAUUUCAGCUUGCAGACUGAAAACACCCCGUAAUCCGACCGAAAGUGUAUAUAUAUAUUUCUACAUAGCUAAAUAAAAAAUACACAUCACAUAAGUAUUAUAUAUAUAUAUACAUGACACAUAUAGCUAUAUAUACACACACAUACAUAGCUGUUGAAAGCUGAUUAUUGUUUGGAAUAUAUGUGGGAAAGGGCUUAUGGGCAAAAUCCCAACUACCAUUUUAAAAAAAGAGAGCACGACUAGGGCACAACUCACGCAAAAUUCAAGCGUUGAAACUGUGUAUUGAUCGGUUGAGCGGUGUUUGUCUUGCCUUUUCUCAUUUUCUACCCAUCGAUAGCAUCCCUCCCUUCAAUUUGCAUCUCCAAAACUUGCUUGCUCUAACUCCCUUAAACUUGCGAUCAAAGCCUUCCCUUUUAUACCAAAAACGACAUUAACUCAUCAGCCAUCGUUCAUCCAGUCGAUCACGGUUCUCAAUUUAUUCUGGACGGGUACUGUGUGUUAUGUGUGUACAAGUUUUGCAGGUACAUGUUUCUUGGAAGGUGGUACGUUCUAGUACUACACUGCUUUCUCUCCUCCUUAAUUUGAGGAAAGUAUUCUUUUUCGAGAAGAAGCUAGGAUCAGUUGAUACAGGUGAAUGAAGAAAUGAGAUCAUCCCGAAGCAGCUCAAAGCGAUCCUCCUACGCUAGGUCGUUCGAGCUGCCCGAGGAUGACCUCGACGAAAGCCCAAAAACAAUCGGCGGCGCGAUGCUCCCUAUAUUCCUCAGCGACCUGCAACACAACCAGAACCGGCAUCACCAUGACGAGCAGGACCUUGUUGAGAUAACCCUAGACAUCGAUGACGACUCCAUCAUCGUCCGCAGUGUGACCCCGACACCACAGGGACAAUGUGGAUCCACCCAAGCUUCUAGAGAAGUCGAAAAUGGAGAUGCAGUCCUCGAGCGGAAUCUCUCAAUAACAGCAAGGAUACGGAAGAAGUUCCCAUGGAUAAGGUCGAGCUCGUCCCGAGCAUCGUCUGAGGCUGGGGAGCCGACUGCAGUUUUAUCAUCCCGGGAGGUGAGAAGGGUCAGGGCGAGGCUAGACAGGAAUCGGUCGAGCGCGCAGAGGGCACUUGGGGGCCUCAGGUUUAUAAGCAAGACAACAGCAGGGGCGAAUGGCAAUGAGGAGAUGUGGAGGAAGGUCGAGCAGAGGUUCGAAUCCCUUGAAAAAGAUGGGCUUCUAGCAAGAGAGGAUUUUGGGGAAUGCAUAGGGAUGGUGGAUUCGAAGGAGUUUGCAGUAGGGAUGUUCGAUGCACUGGCAAGAAGGAGGAGGCAGAGGGUUGUGAAGAUCACGAAAGAGGAGCUUUACGACUUCUGGUUGCAGAUUUCAGACCAGAGCUUCGAUGCUCGCCUUCAGAUUUUCUUCGACAUGGUCGAUAGGAAUGGAGAUGGGAAGAUCACUAGGGCAGAAGUUCAAGACCUUCUCAUGCUCAGUGCCUCUGCAAACAAGCUGUCCAAGCUCAAAGAGCAAGCUGAAGAGUAUGCUUCCCUCAUCAUGGAAGAACUCGACCCCGAAGGCCUCGGAUAUAUUGAGCUAUGGCAGUUGGAAACUCUCCUGCUCCAGAGGGACACUUACAUGAACUACAGUCGACCACUCAGCACUGCCAGUGUCGGGUACAUAAGCUCGUUCCGCCCGAGAAAUGUGGUCCGCAGAAUCAGCAACUCUCUUCGGUGUCUCCUACUUGAGAACUGGCAGCGUGGCUGGAUUCUCAUAUUGUGGGUCCUUGCUAUGGCUGGCCUGUUUGCCUGGAAGUUCAUCCAGUACCGGAACAAGGCAUCGUUUCACGUGAUGGGCUACUGCCUGCUUACUGCCAAAGGGGCUGCCGAAACUCUGAAGUUCAACAUGGCUCUCGUCCUCCUUCCAGUCUGUCGAAACACACUCACGUGGCUUCGGUCCACCAGGGCCAGGGUGUUCAUGCCACUCGAUGACAAUUUGAACUUCCACAAGAUCAUUGCUUGUGCCAUAGUGGUGGGGAUACUCCUUCAUGCAGGGAACCAUCUGGCAUGUGACUUUCCCCGCCUGACAAAUGCGUCCCCGGAGAAGUUUGCUCUCAUAUCUUCGGAUUUUAACCACAACCAGCCUACCUACCCAGAACUCCUGUCUGGAGUUGAGGGUUUGACAGGAAUAAGCAUGCUGAUUCUAAUGGCUAUCUCCUUUACCCUCGCGACACAUCGAUUCCGGAGAAACAUUGUGAGACUUCCCUCACCAUUCAAUAGACUAACAGGCUUCAAUGCGUUCUGGUACUCUCACCACCUUCUCGGGCUCGUCUAUGUCUUGCUCCUCGUCCACGGGACUUUCUUGUUCUUGGUGCACAAGUGGUACAUGAAAACAACAUGGAUGUAUAUUUCCAUUCCAUUGCUGCUCUACAUUGUGGAGAGAAGCCUACGGACAACUAGAUCAAAACAUUACACAGUGAAAAUAUUAAAGUCUCUACAGGUUUCUGUACUACCAGGGAAUGUCUUCAGCCUAGUCAUGUCAAAACCGCAAGGAUUCAAGUACAAGAGUGGGCAGUACAUAUUUCUGCAGUGUCCUGCAAUUUCCCCAUUCGAAUGGCACCCUUUCUCUAUCACUUCAGCACCAGGGGACGACUACCUCAGCGUUCACAUCAGAACUGCUGGGGACUGGACUCGAGAGUUGAAGCGGAUAUUCUCUGAAGGCACUGAUUCAUCAUGUGUCAUAGGCCGAGCUAAAUUUACACAAUUCGGCAAUAUCGAUCAGCCAGGCCAGCCGAGACUGCUUGUUGAUGGGCCUUAUGGGGCGCCUGCACAAGACUACAGAAACUACGAUGUAUUGCUCCUCAUCGGACUCGGGAUCGGAGCUACCCCAUUUGUAAGCAUCCUUAGAGAUCUCCUAAGCAACACGAAAAAUGUCGAAGAACUGACGAUGCAGGACUCCAACACGGAAACCAGUAGGUCUGAUGAUAGCAUGAAUAGCUACACAUCUUCAAAUCUGACACCAGGUAGCAGCAAGAAGAAGCCAAGGGCUUCAAGGGCUCACUUCUACUGGGUCACCCGGGAAUCUGGCUCAUUCGAAUGGUUUAAGGGCGUGAUGGAUGAAGUUGCAGGAAUGGACCACAAAGGCCAAAUCGAGAUGCACAAUUAUCUUACUAGUGUGUACGAGGAAGGCGAUGCUCGUUCUACCCUGAUCACUAUGGUCCAAGCUCUAAACCAUGCCAAACAUGGCGUGGACAUCCUAUCCGGCACUCGAGUAAGGACACACUUUGGAAGGCCGAAUUGGAGAGAAGUAUUCGUAAAGGUAGCUUCCAAGCACCCUUACGCCACAGUAGGGGUGUUUUAUUGCGGGAUGCCAGUGUUGGCGAAGGAGUUGCGGAAGUUGUCACGCGAGCUGAGUCACAGGACAUCAACACGGUUCGAAUUCCACAAGGAGCUCUUCUGAGUCAAGCAAUUGACAGAGGAGCAUGAAGCACGAUUUUUCUUUUUUAAGCUCAAAUUUCUUUUUGUAAUUAUAAAGAAAUAUAUAUGUUACAGGAAAAAAAAUUAAAAUGUUUACAAUUUUAUUAUAUAGAGGCUCUAAUGUACAUGGCAUCUAUACACAUGUAAUGAUAGGAAACUUCUGCAACAACCCAAUUUUUAAAGAAUGUAAGGGAGAAAGAACAUAUUUUAUUUUGGGAUUCCAACUGCCAUUGAAAAUA